Messenger RNA from Menidia menidia (Atlantic silverside), 2266 nucleotides. The record is from the annotation of a GenBank genome assembly. NCBI's taxonomy places the organism in Eukaryota, Metazoa, Chordata, Actinopteri, Atheriniformes, Atherinopsidae.
UCUAUCGUUGCGGAAAACGAAACUAAACAUUAGCCAAAACAAAAUGGGGGCAGCGUUAGACACUCCGGCGAGGUGUCCUCUCUGUAACGAGUUAACUCGGGAGCCCGUCACCCUGAAGUGUAACCAUCAGUUCUGUCAGAGAUGCAUUGGAGACUUAUGGAGUAUCACCCCGACUGGACCGUUCCACUGUCCAGAGUGGAAGUGUAAAACUGUGUACCAGACGUUACCGUUUGAUCGCAGUCUUAUACGGUCGCCUGCACCCAGUCGGGCCGCCCCCUCCCGCAGUAAUACAGGCACGCCCAGUACCGAUGACUCAAUGCUUGGAAGGCCCUCGCUGACCAGCCGACUCCUUGGGAAGAGAAAGGCCAGCACACCUGUUUCAGAGCAACCUGCGAAGCGGUCAACCGUGGACUCUCCUCAAGAGCGGCCCAACGACACUGAGACUGCCGCCACGUCUUCGUCAGACAAGCCCGUGCAGCCACCUGUCCAGGAGACACCUGAGAAAUCAGUGGACCCCGUAUCUGCACAGUCUUACGAUGGAGCCACCCCUGAGAAUUCUGACAGAAAUGCUAAGAGGAUCAGACGUAAGUCAGACACACUGGAUGAAUCUGACAGCUCCAGUGAAGUAGAUCUGUGUGAAACCCCCCUGACUGCAAGCCCAAAGACAACAUCACAUGUGACAGGAAAUCAUGCUUCCUCUAAGAAACCUGCCCUUCAAGGGAAUGAGUCCUCACCUCCUUUCACUCCCAGUAAGGGUCCCGCAUCUGCCUUGGCAUCCGCAGAGCGGGUUGGCAUCUUCCUCAGGCCGGAGAGCAGGAACCCGGGCCCUGUCCCCUGUCAUUAUUGCCCUAAAUCUGGGUGUCAGUCGGCGGUGAAGACAUGUCUGGUCUGUGGGGCGUCCAUGUGCAAAGAGCACCUGCGUCCCCACCUGGAGUCUACGGUCUUCCAAAACCACACCCUGGUUCCUCCCAUGGCGGACAUUUCCCUGUGGAGGUGCCUGGAGCAUCAGGAGAUAAACCGCAUCUAUUGUCGAGAGUGUGGAGUGUGUGUGUGCACCGUGUGCACAGUCAUCGGCUCCCACCGCGACCACGUCUGCAUCAGCAUCAGGGAGGCAGAGAGAGAGCUGAGGGCAAACUUAAAAGACGAAAUCAAACAGCUACAAGAGGCUGAGCAGCAAGUGAAGACUAGAGUGGCUGAAUUCUCACAGAUGAAAGAGACCUGUCAAGCGGUGUUGAGCGAGGCACGAGCGGGGGUGAAGCAGCAGUAUGCAGCAAUCAGAGAGGCUUUGGAGCAGGAGGAGCAAUCGGCUCUUCAGUGUGUGAUGAAGGAGGAAGCCAAGGUCCUGGGAGGGCUCGCCGACAAACUCAGCCUCCUCCAGAGCUCCCUGCAGUCCAUUCAAAAUGGCCUCCACUCGCUGGAGGGCCUGGCUGAUACUAAGGGAGACAGACACGUGCAGGACCAGGCUUUCAUUAUGGAAUACAGCAAGGUUUCCCAACUGUCUGCAAACACCGGAAACUUUAUGGAGCAGUGUGAGGACCCAGAGGAAGUGGACCGCGCCCGGCUGCGUUGUCUGCAGAAGUGGACAGAGAAACGCCUGGACGACGUGGUCAUCACCAUGCCAGGCAAAGACAGAGAGCUCUACACGCUGCUGUACGGCACCAUUCCGGUCUUGGAUGCAGACACAGCCCAUCCAAAGCUGCAGCUGUCCGACGACAGCAGGAGGGUGACCUACAGCGAGGCCCAGCAGGCCUACGCCGAGCACGAGGCCCGCUUCAGCUCCUUCCCACAAGUCCUAGCCUCCGGCCCCCUGGAGGGGGGCCGCUGGUACUGGGAGGUGGAAGUGUCCAUGGAUGACGGCCGCUGGAAGGUGGGUGUGUGUGAGGGUCAGAUAGAAAGGAAAGGCCAAAAGGACAGCUCCCGUCUGGGCUUCAACGGUCACUCCUGGUGCCUGGCCUGCGACAAGCGUAAAGUGGAAGCUGUGCAUAACAAGGAAGCAGUUCCUGUGAAAGCAGACGGGCUGAAAAGGGUGGGAGUGUUUGUUGACUUCGAAGUGGGUGGUGUGUCAUUCUUUAAUGUGACACCAGGGGGCAGCCUUGCUUUAUUGCAUUCUUACAAGCACAGGUUUUCUAACCCUCUAUUUCCUGCCUUUUCGGUGUCAAAAACACACCUGGCUGUCUGUCAUCUGUUCCGGUCAUAAAUCAUACGUGACUGGCAUGUCAGUUCUGCUGAAAAAUUGCAAAGGAAAAGCAAGAUUUUACCUUUUUAU